CGUCUGUUGUUGUUUGACGCGGACCCCAACUGUCGACGGUUGCAACGGCCGCCGAGCGACGGUUGCCAGUUGUGUCCAGCAGUCGGCGCUGCUGUUUCACGUCUGUGAAGACAUUAAGGUUAUCAUUUGAAAGGCUGACAUCGCAAUAGGCCCACGUGGCUGUAAGGAAUGGACGACACCAGCAUCUGCAGCAGCUGCAGUCGCUGCAGAUCUGUGAACGAUGUGAGCUUCGGGAGCAGCAGCAACAGCAGCAGCGGCAGCAGCUUCAUGGGCAGCAUUUGCUGCCACGCGUGCUGCAGUGCUAGAGAGAGGCAGCAGCAGCAGGACCAGCUGAGAGAGCAGUGUUUCAUGGAGCAGCAUGUCAUGCACCAGCUGCAUCAGCUGCACCAGCUGCAUCAGCUGCACCAGCUGCAUCAGCUGCAUCAUGAGCAGCUGCUGCCGCAUGAUCAGGAACAGGAGCAGCUUGAGGAACAAAAGCAGCUGGAGGAACAGAAGCAGCUGGAGGAACAGAAGCAGCUCAAAGAACAGAAGCAGCCGAUGGAAGAGAAGAAUCGGCUCAAAGAACAGAAACAGGUUGAGAAACGGGAUCAGCUGAAGGAACAGAACCAGCUUGAGGAACAGAAACAGCUUGAGGAACAGAACCAGCUGGAAGAACAGAAGCAACUUGAGAAACAGAUGCAGCUCAAGGAAGAGAAGAAUCAGCUCAAAGAACAGAAGCGGCUUGAGGAACACAAGGAGCUUGAGAAGCAGAAGCAGCUUGAGAAACAGGAGCAGCUAGAGGAACAGCGGCAGUUUGAGGAACAGAGGCAGCUGGAGGAACAGAGGCAGCUGGAGGAACAGAAGCAGCUGGAGGAACAGAAGCAGUUUGAGGAACAGAGGCAGCUGGAUGAACAGAAGCAGCUGGAGGAACAGAAGCAGCUGGAGGAACAGCGGCAGUUUGAGGAACAGAGGCAGCUGGAUGAACAGAAGCAGCUGGAGGAACAGAAGCAGCUGGAGGAACAGAAGCAGCUGGAGGAACAGCGGCAGUUUGAGGAACAGAAGCCGCUUGAUAAACAGAAGCAGCUCAAGGAAGAGACGAAUCAGCUAAAAACACAGAAGCAGCUUGACAAGCAGAAUCAGCUGGAGGAACAGAAGAUGAUCAAGGAAAAGAAGAAGCAGCUCAAGGAACAGAAGCAGCUCGAGGAACGGAAGUAUCUUGAGGAACAGAAGCAGCUCAAGGAAGAGAAGAAUCAGCUCAAAAAACAGAAGCAGCUUGACAAGCAGAAUCAGCUGGAGGAACAGAAGAUGCUCAAGGAAAAGAAGAAGCAGCUCAAGGAACAGAAGCAGCUUGAAGAACGGAAGCAUCUUGAGGAACAGAAGCAGCAACUCAAGGAACAAAAGAAGCAGCUGAAGGAGCUUAAGCAGCUGGAGAAACAGAAGCAGCUGGAAGAACAAAAGCAGUUGGAAGAACAAAAGCAGCUUGAGGAACGGAUGCAGCAACUCAAGGAACAAAAUAAGCGACUGAAGGAGCUUAUGCAGCUGGAUAAACAGAAGCAGCUUGAGAAACAGAAGCAGCUGGAAGAACAAAAGCAGCUGGAAGAACAAAAGCAGCAGUUCAAGUAGGAAAAGAAACAGCUCAAGGAACGGAAGCAGCUCGAGAAACAAGCAGCAACUGGAACAGGUGCUCAAGGAAGAGAACCAACAACUUGAGGAACAAGAUCAGCUGGAAGAACAGCAGCAGCUUAAGAAUCAGCUUGAGGUA
Lethenteron reissneri (Far Eastern brook lamprey) is the source of this 1741-nucleotide messenger RNA. RefSeq names its product trichohyalin-like. The record is from RefSeq and is a predicted model, not a curated record. Lineage: Eukaryota; Metazoa; Chordata; Hyperoartia; Petromyzontiformes; Petromyzontidae.